Phytophthora infestans T30-4 is the source of this 696-nucleotide messenger RNA. RefSeq lists its product as uncharacterized. The transcript has 4 exons. Gene Ontology annotation, molecular function: zinc ion binding; nucleic acid binding. The record is from RefSeq and is a predicted model, not a curated record. Bases 1 to 696 code for a protein of 231 amino acids. NCBI's taxonomy places the organism in Eukaryota, Oomycota, Peronosporomycetes, Peronosporales, Peronosporaceae.
AUGGCCAGAGCGCUUCAUAUACCUGGCGGCCGUCCCGGAAGCGACAUGCGGCGGGACUAUUUGGUCCUGAACAACAUCGCGCAAUAUUCGUCAGAUAGCUUGCGGACUGUGCUGAUGGCCAAGGGUGAUGGCACUCGCACGGACUAUCUGCAGCAGGCAGAGACGCUAGCGCAGUUCGCGCAGUUCUGGGAGCUGGAGCCUGCGAGGUACAGGAACCUGGGGAGAGAAGCUGUGAAUGCGGUGACCGAGCCACGCAGGGAGACCAGGAAGUGUCACGAGUGUGGUGAGGUGGGUCACCUGCGUGCGGCGUGCCCUGACGGAUUAUUAGGGGAGUUCCACAGGAGGCUCGGACACCAAAACUACCACGCGGUGGAAAAACUGGCCAAGGACACAAAGAACCGUCAGUCACAGAAGGACACAGGAGCAUACUCACCGAUAGACAGAGUGGCAAAGACCAAAAAAUCGGCAGCCAAGCAGAUCAAGCACUUCCUGACGCUCUUCGAGAAGAGGUUCGACUGCCGCAUCCACGUCAUGCGUACGAAUUCGGGUGCUGAGUAUCAGAACGUCGACAUGUUCUGCAAGAGGACCGGCGUCGCUCGGCAGCGAAGCGAAGCACAAAAGCAGGCCUCCAACGGGAAGGCAGAGAAGACGCAUAGAACCAUUAUGGAUAUCGCGCUGCUUGGACUUCGCGUGUGA